UCAACAAAAAGUCGAUUUCUGACUAAAGCAGAGUCGACUUUUCCAUCUAUAAAUACUAUAUGUAUUUGGUUUUUAUGUAAAAAUUAUAAAAGUGCAGUAAAAAAUGCAUAAUUUUUGCAUUAUUCUUAAUGCAUUAGCUGUUUCAAUUAUAUUGAACUUGAUUUCUCAUUUGAAUGUAGUCAGUGGUAUUCAAGCACGCAGCGAAAAAGAAAUGCAACCGACAGCUGUUCAAUCGGUGGUACCCAUUACACCUUCCUCGUCCUUACCUGGUUCGGUUACUCCUGCUGCUUCAGACUUCAAUCCGCUUGGACCAAUGGUGAUGUGUUCCUUUUUGCCCCGUGAUUUUUUGGAAUGCAAAGAUCCAAUUGACCAUGACAAUAACCAUACCGCUAAGGCAGUGAAAGGAUAUGGCUGCUUGCACUUUGGAGGAUCUACCUAUGACGAAGUGGAGCACACGGAAGUACAAUGUACGGUAUUUCCUGAUAUCGAUUGCUACGGUCCGCGCACAUUCUUGCGUGAUGGCGUACCAUGUGUACGCUAUACCGACCAUUACUUCGUGACAACACUUAUCUAUAGUAUUCUAUUAGGAUUUUUAGGCAUGGAUAGGUUUUGUUUGGGCCAAACAGGCACCGCUGUUGGAAAGCUAUUAACGAUCGGUGGUGUAGGCGUUUGGUGGGUUAUAGACAUAAUACUACUCAUCACAAAUAACUUACUUCCAGAGGAUGGAAGUAAUUGGAACCCUUAUGUAUAACAGUAUAGUAUUUUAAAAAUUAAAUGUGAUAUUAGUACUAAGAUAAGCUUGAAUUAAAUAAAGAUAUACAAGGAAAAACUAUAUUUUUGAUGAAUAAAAAGGACUUUAUGUAGUUUAAAUGUUGUAUACAUGUAUAAUUCAUAAAUGUUUGACAUCGAUUAUCGUCAAAGUAAUUUUGUAAUUAAUCAAGCUUCGGA
Messenger RNA from Rhagoletis zephyria (snowberry fruit fly), 948 nucleotides. RefSeq names its product TM2 domain-containing protein 2 amaretto (gene amrt). The record is from RefSeq and is a predicted model, not a curated record. NCBI's taxonomy places the organism in Eukaryota, Metazoa, Arthropoda, Insecta, Diptera, Tephritidae.